This is a messenger RNA of Passer domesticus (house sparrow), 2622 nucleotides long. RefSeq names its product eukaryotic translation initiation factor 3 subunit C-like. Gene Ontology annotation, cellular component: eukaryotic translation initiation factor 3 complex. Gene Ontology annotation, biological process: translational initiation. Gene Ontology annotation, molecular function: translation initiation factor activity; RNA binding; translation initiation factor binding. Lineage: Eukaryota; Metazoa; Chordata; Aves; Passeriformes; Passeridae. The record is from RefSeq and is a predicted model, not a curated record.
GAAUUUUGGGAAUUUGAUCCCGAAUUUUUUGGCAGGGACGAGGAGCGGCGCGGGGCGGAGCGGCGGCGCGAGGAGAAGGCCAAGAAGAAGCUGGAGAGGAAGAGCCGGCGCGAGGAGGAGGAGGAGGAGGAGGAAGGAGGGGAGUGGGAGAAGGUCAAGGGCGGCGUGCCGCUCAUCAAGGAGAAGCCCAAGAUGUUUGCCAAGGGCACCGAGAUCACCGUGGGGCUCGUGGUGAAGAAACUCAACGAGAUCCUGCAGGCCCGCGGCAAGAAGGGCACCGACAGGGCUGCCCAGAUCGAGCUGCUGCAGCACCUGGUGGCCGUGGCCCACGAGCACAACCUGGGGGUGCCCCUGGAGCUGAAGAUCAAGUUCAACAUCGUGGCCUCGCUCUACGACUACAACCCCAACCUGGCCGCCUACAUGAAGCCCGAGCUGUGGCAGAAGUGCCUGGGCUGCAUCGAGGAGCUGCUGGAGCUGCUCUUUGCCCACCCCGAGAUCUUCGUGGGCGAGAACGUCCUGGAGGAGUCCGAGAACCUCAGCAACCCCGAGCAGCCGUUCCGUGUCCGGGGCUGCGUCCUGACCCUGGUGGAGCGCAUGGACGAGGAGUUCACCAAGAUCAUGCAGAACACCGACCCCCACUCCCAGGAGUACGUGGAGCACCUGAAGGACGAGGGCCGGGUCUGCGCCAUCAUCGCGCGGCUGCAGCGUUACCUGCAGGGCAAGGGCAGCCCCGAGGAGCUGUGCCGCGUCUACCUGCGCCGCGUCCUGCACACCUACUACAAGUUCGACUACGGCGCCGCCCGCAAAAAGGGGCGGGGCCGGCCAGGUGAGCUCAAACCAGGUGGGAUCAAACCAGGUGAGCUCUCAGGUGAGCUCUCAGCUCUCAGCUCAAACCAGGUGAGCUCAAACCAGGUGAUCUCUGCCCAGGUGAGCUCAAACCAGGUGGGAUCAAACCAGGUGAGCCCCGCCCAGGUGAGCUCAAACCAGGAGAGCCACGCCCAGGUGAGCCCCGCCCAGGUGAGCCCCGCCCAGGUGAGCGACGACGGCCAAGAGAAAGAAGAUGGACAAGAAAAGGACGGACAGAAGGACGGACAGAAUGAUGGACAGGUGAAAGAUGACGGACAGGUGAAAGAUGACGGACAGGUGAAGGAUGACGGACAGGUGAAGGAUGACGGACAGGUGAAGAGUGACGGACAGGUGAAGAGUGACGGACAGGUGAAGAGUGACGGACAGGUGAAGGAGGAAGAGGAGGAGGAGGAAGAUUCGGAGGCGCUGAUGGAGAGGCUGUGCAGGUUCGUGUACGCCAAGGACCGCACGGACCGGAUCCGCACCUGCGCCAUCCUGUGCCACAUCUACCACCACGCCCUGCACAGCCGCUGGUACCGCGCCCGCGACCUCAUGCUCAUGUCGCACCUGCAGGACAACAUCCAGCACGCCGACCCACCUGUGCAGAUCCUCUACAACCGCACCAUGGUGCAGCUGGGCAUCUGCGCCUUCCGCCAGGGCCUGAUCAAGGACGCGCACAACGCCCUGCUGGACAUCCAGAGCUCCGGCCGCGCCAAGGAGCUGCUGGGCCAGGGGCUGCUCCUGCGCAGCCUGCAGGAGCGCAACGCCGAGCAGGAGAAGGUGGAGAAGCGCCGCCAGGUGCCCUUCCACAUGCACGUCAACCUGGAGCUGCUCGAGUGCGUCUACCUGGUGGCCGCCAUGCUGCUGGAGAUCCCCUACAUGGCGGCGCACGAGUUCGACGCCCGCCGCAGGAUGAUCAGCAAGCAGUUCCACCACCAGCUGCGCGUCGGGGAGAGGCAGCCGCUCCUCGGUAGGGGGAGAUUCGGGGUCCCCCCCGAGUCGAUGCGGGAGCACGUGGUGGCCGCCUCCAAGGCCAUGAAGACGGGCGACUGGCGCCGCUGCCACCGCUUCGUGGUCAACGAGAAGAUGAACGGCAAAGUGUGGGACCUGUUCCCCGAGGCCGACCAGGUGCGCGCCAUGCUCGUCAGGAAGAUCCAGGAGGAGUCGCUCCGCACGUACCUGUUCACCUACAGCAGCGUCUACGACUCCAUCAGCAUGGAGACGCUGGCGGCCAUGUUUGAGCUGGACCUGCCCACGGUGCACGGCAUCAUCAGCAAGAUGAUCAUCAACGAGGAGCUGAUGGCCUCGCUGGACCAGCCCACGGCCACGGUGAUGAUGCACCGGACGGAGCCGACGGCCACGCAGAACCUGGCGCUGCAGUUGGCCGAGAAGUUGGGGAACCUGGUGGAGAACAACGAGCGGGUGCUGGACCAGCGGCAGGGCGCCUACGGGGGCUACUUCAGAGACCAGAAAGAUGGCGGAUACCGCAAGGGCGACGGCUACCUGCGGCGCGGCGGCUUCCGGCAGGAGCGCAGCAACUACUGAGGCACACCUGGGGAGCAGAGACACACCUGGCCCGCCGCGGGACCCUCACCUGCCCCACGGAGACCUCACCUGCCCCAUGGAUCCAUUACCUGCCCCAUAGAUCCAUUACCUGCCCCACAGAGGCCUCACCUGCCCCACAGAUCCCUCCCCUGCCCCACAGAUCCCUCACCUGUUACAUCGAGGGUCCCGCCGGUCGGAAAGCAAUAAAUGAAUUAUUAAAGAGUGCGUUAA